Phialemonium atrogriseum is the source of this 818-nucleotide messenger RNA. RefSeq lists its product as uncharacterized. The coding region runs from base 149 to 739 and encodes 196 amino acids. The transcript is spliced from 3 exons. Lineage: Eukaryota; Fungi; Ascomycota; Sordariomycetes; Cephalothecales; Cephalothecaceae. The record is from RefSeq and is a predicted model, not a curated record.
CCAAGUGUAGGAGUGACUCGCACUGGAACUUUAAAAAGGUAGUCAAUCGGAGGCAAAAUGGCGGAUCAUGCUGGUUGCAUCGUCUAGGAUAUUGUAGGAGAAACUCAAGAUCUCUAGUUCAAUCAUUCAAACCAGCCGCUUUGACAGGAUGCAAACAUCAGGCACUACGGAGGUGGCUACGGAGGUGGCUACGGCCCAAACCCAAAACCCUGCGACACAACCGGAGCCGCCCUGCAAUGUGAUCGCUAGCACAGCAAGUUCGCAGGGUGCCGAGUUGGGCCCUGUUGAGAAACCCUUGCCGGCGGACUCAACACUGGGAGGAGACAUCACCAAUGGCCAGACGGGGUACAUACAACAACCGGAGAUGGCACAUUCAGCCAGGGCCCAACCCCAAUUCGGGACGCUUCCCCAGGCCCAGCAAGUCACGCCGCUGAAGAGUCUCAGGGAGGCUCCGGCGUGGAUUGAUUGCCCGUUCUGUGAGAAGCGGACUUUGACAAAAGUCACACAGGAGGAUUCUUCGGCUACAUGCCUUGCGUCGCUGCUCUGCUGCCUCGUUUGUGUUUGCCUUGUCUGCGUGCCUUCCAUGACAGGCAUGUGUGCAAACCAUGUCCACAAUUGUUCCAACUGCCACAAUCGGGUGGCUCUUAGAUCUCACGACGGAUUUGUGCAGACUUUUGGCCCAACCAGUGCUACUGGGACUGUUCCCUCAAAGUACUCGAGUCCAUCCAAGGCCAUUUAGUUUUACUUUUCUUUCUUAUAUUUGGUGACAGGUUCACGGCUGAUGUCCUGGUAAUAAGUGUGGAUAACGCAGAAGGGGG